Brugia malayi is the source of this 825-nucleotide messenger RNA. RefSeq lists its product as uncharacterized. The record is from RefSeq and is a predicted model, not a curated record. NCBI's taxonomy places the organism in Eukaryota, Metazoa, Nematoda, Chromadorea, Rhabditida, Onchocercidae. The transcript has 7 exons. The coding region runs from base 1 to 825 and encodes 274 amino acids.
AUGAAUUGGGUCAACGAAGGACGUGUCACUCAACCCAAUGAGUUGCUCCAUUUCGAUGAUACUACAAAAAUGCUUCUUAACGCUUUCAUUAUUCUCUUUCUAUUUUUGCUUAAGUUUUCUUCCACAGUUAAAUAUCUUGGUGGCAUACCAGUACCUGGUCGUUCGGUACCACCUAUGCGAAUUUUUGAACUUUACGCCAAAUCUUGUGCACCAAAUGAUCGAACUAAAGCAAUAACUGAACAAUUAAGCAAAUUGUUGCAAAAAAUGGAUGCAAAUGAUAUUGCGAGUAAUCUGUACAAUUCAUUGUAUAUAGCUGUUGGUGAUAUUAAUGUUACCAAAUUGAUGGGUAAAUGGUUUGUGGUAGCUGAUACACCGAGUAUUCAUCAUGAGCACUGCCCAAUAUUUUAUUUUGAUUUAAUGGAUAAAACUCCUUAUACUUCAAUAUUCACGGUACGGCAGUAUUCGCAAAAUACAGAAAAGAUUAAGAUUUUGGAAGGAUAUGGGAGAAAAGUAGGACCGGAUCCGGCAGAACUACUUAUUAAUAUUGGCCAUCCAGCUGAUCCAUGUCCAUAUUCGAUAGUACGUAGUGGACCAAUUAAUGAAAACGAACAGUAUGAUUAUAUCAUUUUAACUCAGCCUCUCAAAUAUCCAAUUAUGGUUCUUGCUCGUGAUCCACCUGAUUUUGAAAACAAGUAUAAAGAAGAGGUAAAAACAUUCUUGGAAAAUCAACGUUUUUGGCAUUCUGCAUUCUCACUUAAGAAUAAUGUUCUUUUUCUCAAUACAACGGAUUGUUUUCGAACGAAUCAAUACAACAUCGGAUUUUGA